Aspergillus costaricaensis CBS 115574 is the source of this 780-nucleotide messenger RNA. RefSeq names its product SDR family NAD(P)-dependent oxidoreductase. NCBI's taxonomy places the organism in Eukaryota, Fungi, Ascomycota, Eurotiomycetes, Eurotiales, Aspergillaceae. The record is from RefSeq and is a predicted model, not a curated record. Bases 1 to 780 code for a protein of 259 amino acids. The transcript is spliced from 5 exons.
AUGAACAUUGACGGAUUUGCACUCGUGACGGGAGCAGGUAGUGGCAUUGGCCGCGACUGUGCCAUUGCCUAUGCCAUUGAAGGCGCAGCCGGUGUGGCAUUCGCCGAUCUGGAUCCCGUCGCAGCGACAGCCGCCGCCGAAGAAAGCAAAUUACUCGCUACGAACCCCGACUACCGAGCAUUGACCAUUGAGGUUAAUGUCCGUGAUCCAGACAGUGUCCAGGAGAUGGUUGACACAGUCGUCAUGGCCUUUGGCCGCAUUGACUACUCCGUCAACAGCGCAGGGGUUGGUGUCGAGCAGCCAGCAGAGAUUUCCAAGGCGUCAGUGCGAGAGUUCGAGCGCUUCAUGGACGUCAACGUCAAAGGCACUUUACUCUGCGUCCGCGCCGUGAGCGCCCAGAUGAAGCAGCAAGAAGCUCGGCACUUCUCGUUGCGUACGUCCACUCCCGCCCGGAGCUGUGGUCGGGGCGUGAUCAUCAAUCUGGGAUCGAGUAAUUCGUAUGUGGCGACGCCCAAUAUCGUUCAGUAUACGGCCUCCAAACAUGCGGUGAUGGGAAUUACUCGCAAUGCCGGUGCCCCUGGAUUUAGCUCCAUACGGGAUCCGAGUCAAUUCGAUUUGCCCCUCGUGGGUGGAAACUCCGAUGAUCGAGCGAGCGGUGGCGGGCGAUCCGAAUUUGGCAUUUGUGAUGAGUCGAGUGGUGCCGAUGGUCCGCGGGCGAGUUUCGUCACCGGGGCAGGCUGGAUGGUCGAUGGAGGGGCUACUCUGCAGCUGCAGACUUGA